Molecule: messenger RNA, 465 nt
Organism: Cooperia oncophora
Lineage: Eukaryota; Metazoa; Nematoda; Chromadorea; Rhabditida; Trichostrongylidae
Source: the annotation of a GenBank genome assembly
AUGGUAGCACCGUCCUGUUGUCUGGAGUAUCGGCCGACUGCUACAUUCUGGGGGAUUCUCCUAUUCAUCAUUUUACCGAUCAUCUACUUCUUUGGGAAGUAUUGGCACGAGUGUUAUACGGACUGUGCAAGUGGGCGUUAUGGGAUGAGGAAGGACUAUGAAGAAGCGCAAGAUGAGCAGCGCUUGGAGAGGCAGGCUAGAUUAUUGGCGAAGGAACAAGCAAGAAUGGCACGCCGACAAGAUCGAGCUCUGAGGCGAAAUCUAGCUGCUGCUCUCGAGUGUGCCAAGAAAAACGAGCAGAUGACGUCACUGAUGGCUAAUGGAGCGCCUCGAAAUGGUGUUGCGAAAAGCGUUUCACAGACUAAUAAUAUCACUGAAUCACUGAAUUCGGAAUGCGAAGACGGACGGGCAGCCUGUGACUCUAUCAGUUACCGAAAGUGUCGAGAAAACGACGACGCUUGUUAA